Messenger RNA from Exophiala mesophila, 1839 nucleotides. RefSeq lists its product as uncharacterized. The coding region runs from base 243 to 1784 and encodes 513 amino acids. The transcript has a single exon. Gene Ontology annotation, cellular component: endoplasmic reticulum. Gene Ontology annotation, molecular function: ubiquitin binding. The record is from RefSeq and is a predicted model, not a curated record. NCBI's taxonomy places the organism in Eukaryota, Fungi, Ascomycota, Eurotiomycetes, Chaetothyriales, Herpotrichiellaceae.
GUCACAUUCCCUCCCACCUUCGAACACGUUCGACCUAAUCACCGUGCUCGCUUCAUCUCCUGCACGCCCCGCACCCUGACUCCAUGAAUCUGAGCAUCUAGGUUAUCACAGGACGAGGAUUCUUCGAGAUGUCCAUUCGCUGUGGCCGAUAAUACUUACGCCUUCCUCUGUCCCCGUCGUGGACAGUCCUGACCAUACCACCACGACAAGAAAAGCCUUGCUUGCACCCACACCACUCAACAAUGUCAUCGCUAGACAUUGGGGAUCUCAAUCCCUCACAACAAGAAGCCCUCCAGACCUAUACCGCAGUCACAGACCAAGACCCUGUGGCUGCAAUCCCGAUUCUUCAGAGAGCAGAAUGGAAUGUUCAGAUCGCCAUAGCUCGCUUCUUUGAUGGAGAGCCCACCACAGAUCCUGUUGCGGAAGCACGUGCUGCCCUUCCCGCGACCACUUCACGAGGGACUGCAAAUCUACAGUACGAAGAGUUGCUCGCCGCCAGUCGGCCCUCUCUCCCUCGUCCAGACCCCGACAAUGUGGUUGGCAGAGUUGAUACGACUGCGGGCACCACUACACAUUAUCGCCCGAACUUCAUUUUCUCUCUCCUCUUUACACCUGUCAACAUCAUCUACCGGAUCUUUAGCGCCAUCUUUUCCCCUUUCGCCUUCCUAAUACCUGCUUCGGUUUCACGCAUCUUCGCCCGCCUGCUUCAACAGCAGCAGCUCCAGUCCAGGCCCACACGGCGGAGUUUACCACCCGGCGAGAGCACAGCAAGAUUCGUCAGAGAAUUUGGUGAAGAAUAUGGAGACGAGAAUACAGCGCCGCUGCCAUUUGUAGAGACGGGUUUCAAUUUGACUCUGGAUAAUGCGAAGCGAGAUCUCAAAUUCAUGUUGGUCGUGCUUCUAUCUCCCAGCCACGAAGAAACCCACAACUGGGUUCGAGAGACAUUGCUGUCCAACCAGUUUCGUACUUUUUUGGCAACACAUCAAGAUGAAAUGACUCUGUGGGGAGGAAAUGUUCAAGAUUCCGAAGCAUAUCAGGUUUCUAGCAGCCUUCAAUGCACCAAGUUCCCAUUUGCCGCUCUCAUUUGUCAAACAACUGAAUCUGGAUCUUCCAACAUGACUGUGGUGUCGCGAGCCACUGGGCCCAUGUCGGCGUCGGAAUUGGUGGCCAAACUCGGCGCCGCCAUGACCUCUCACCAGGCUCAACUCUCUGCGGCCCGGGCUCAACGAGCAGAGCAGCAAGCAUCACGUAAUUUACGCCAGGAGCAGGAUUCAGCGUACGAGAGAUCAUUGGCACAAGACCGAGAACGAGCCCGCCAGAGGCGAGAGCAACAAGAAGCUGCCGAGCGUGCCGAGCGACAAGCACGAGAGCAGGCGGAGCUUUUGGCCAAAAAGCAAAGAGACAUUGCUCAGUGGAAGCGAUGGCGGGCGCAAUCACUUCCUGACGAGCCCCCGGCAGAGGUCAAGGAUGUUGUCCGUGUCAGCAUCCGCAUGCAUUCAGGGGAACGGGUCAUUCGCAAGUUCAGAUCUGAAACGGAUAUGGAAGAGCUGUACGCUUUUGUCGAGUGUUACGAGAUUCUCGAGUCGGAUGACGCCACGGGGGAGAAAGACGUAGAAGAGCCUGCAGGCUAUACCCAUGAAUAUGGGUUCAGACUAGUGUCUCCCAUGCCGAGGACAGUCUUUGAGCUGGCCGGGGGUGGCUCCGUUGGCGAAAGAAUAGGUAAAAGUGCCAACCUCAUCGUCGAGCCCAUCUCUGAUGACAAUGACGAGUCCGACGAAGAUUGAGGUUUCAAGUGCAGGCAGAUAUUGGAUCCCUAGCGCGCAAAUAAUAAAUGGGCUG